AACUCCUCGCUAUCCUCUUCCAAUCCGAACCACCCGGACUCCCGGAGCAAGCGGCCGCCGGCUAAGCAGACACGAACGCAGGUCCGGCGGCAAUGCAACGCGCCGCGCUCGUCGGGUCCCCUCUCGUACCUGUGGGUCCCCUUGCUCAGCUUGCCGUGCGGCGCCGCUGCCGCUUCCAUGGUGGUGUUCGCGUGAGGUCCUCAACCGGGAAGGACGGGACCGGGACUGGGACCGGGGGCGGAAGCGAGGGCGGCGACGGCGCCGGUGCCGCAGCGUCUUGGCUGAGCUCGGCGGUCGGGGAGAAAGUGGACGAGCUUCUGCGCCGCGAAGAGAACCGGGCCCUGCUCGAGGGCGUCGAGGACGCCGAGCGCCGCGUUGAGCGCGCGCGCGCCGCGCUCGCCGACAUCGAGCGCCAGGAGGCCGCCGCACGCCUCGCCCGCGAGGAGGUCCGCCGCCUCGAGAAGCGGCGCGAUGAGAUUGCAGAGUCCCAGCGGGAAUUGCUUCAAGCAAGAGAAAUGAUUGAUGAAGCUCAGCGAUCCUUGUCUUCUAGUCUUGACGAAGGAAGCUUUGGAGAUAUGUCAAGUGGUGAUGUUGAUGAAGAUAACGAGAGAAUAGAAUCCGUAAAAGCUGCUGCAGUUUCCUCUGUCGUCGGUGUUCUGGCUAGUUUGCCCAUAUCUUUCUAUGAAGUUGAAGAUCUUCCACAACUAUUCCUUCGGUCAUCAAUUGUUUUCAUAAGUUGUGCUUUGUUUGGAGUCACAUUCCGGUACGCUGUUAGAAGAGAUCUGGAUAAUAUCCAACUAAAAACUGGGGCUCCUGCAGCAUUUGCUUUUGUUAGAGGCCUUGCUCUGCUGGAAUCUGGUAGAACCUUCGAGCUGAGUACUGAUACCUUAAUAUCAGUUACUCUUGAUGCUGCAGUCAGUGUGGUUGAGAACAUUUUCAUAUUUCUGCCUGCUGCUGUUGCACUGGACUACUGUUUUAAGAUGAGAUUUUUGAGUCCCUUUCCUAGAAGAAAACAAUAGCUUCUGUGAAGAAUAUGUAUGAUCAAUAACAAUCUUGAUAGCUCAAAUGGUC
Molecule: messenger RNA, 1071 nt
Organism: Zea mays
Lineage: Eukaryota; Viridiplantae; Streptophyta; Magnoliopsida; Poales; Poaceae
Exons: 3
Coding region: 93-1019 (308 amino acids)
Source: RefSeq, marked validated